AUGGAUAACUAUCACUUGCAUGUCAUAGCUGUGGUCCUUUACUUUAAUCUUCCUGGGUCAGUGGGAGCCAAGUCCCAGUGGAUCCUUCCUGCUACACAUCGCCGUUCAGAGUGCCGGUGGGAUGGGCAGCUCUUGCUCAAUUGCUCUUUUACCAGAAUAUCUACUAUUCCAGAAGAUACAUCACAAGCAGCAGUAACAGCUGAUUUGAGUUACAAUAAUAUUAAAACUUUCGUGUGCUCUGAUGGAAGAAAUGAAGAGUGGAUGCUAAAACACCUGAACCUCAGUAACAACCUGAUUUCUGAACUCACCUUAACUGCUUGUACAAAUUUACCCAAUUUAGAAACUCUAAACCUCAGUGGUAAUGCCAUCCACACCCUCACACUGGAAAUGCCUAUACCUGCACACAGGUCUAAAAAGUACAGCAUUGUUGAUCGUCUCCUGCCUGCUUUGAAAGUAUUGUCAGUUGAAAGAAACAAUCUUAACACAGUUCCAAGAGGGCUAGGCCUCCUGCAGUCUUUACAAACUGUCCAUAUGUCAUCCAAUGCCAUACAACAGAUUGACCCAAAGGAUUUUCAGAACUGUUCACAGCGGAAGGACAUUGACCUGAGAAACAACAGGAUAACUAAAAUUCAUCCAGAUGCCUUCAGAGAUCUCAAAAAAUUACAGGUCGUGGAUCUCCGUGAAAAUGCUCUGACAAUCCCUCUACCACAGAUACUAGUCAGUUUGAACUUUUUUCAACUUGAAGUGUAUUUGUCAAAGAAUGCCUGGAUAUUUAACUGCAGGCUAAAUGCUUUUAGACAUUUCUUUCAUUUUGUCUUUGACUCCACAAGGCAGAAAUGGAGCCUUUCAUACAAUAAGUCUGCCAACAACCCCCAGAAACCUCUGCUGUAUCUUUCACAUUUCCAUUUAAACUGCAGGGACAAUGUUGUGCUCAGAAGGGCCACAGUCCCAACAGGGAACACAUCAGUGCUGACCUGUAACUUGGACAACAUAAGGGGCAAUGGAGUCUCUUGGUGGACACCUAAGGGCAGAAUUUCAAAAAAUCACAGUCUUCCUCAUAUGACACUGGAUAAAAUGAAUAAUUUAGUGAUAUACAAUGUUGAGAAAACUGCUGAAGGAUUAUAUUUGUGUCUUUUUAAUACAACAAAAGAGAAAUAUCUCAUUUACAAUAUAGAGGUGAAAGAAGGAGUCUCAGCAUUUUUGGUUAGAAAAGCCAGGGACACUCUUUUUAGAGAGAAAGAAACUGAGCCAAACUUUGCACUGGCUGUCUCCCUCUCUGUGCUCAUUACAUUUGUUUGUGCUUUUUGUCUGGGUGCUUUUGCUAGACCCUACCUGGAGAGCCUGUGGAGGCUCAUGCACAGAAACAAAAAUUCAGGUUCAGAACACACAUAUUCCAACCAAGGUUUUUCAGAUGAAACCUUGAGCAGAGAGUCUUCUGCAAGCAAGCCAACAAAUAUGCAGCAUAAUACAUUCAUUUGUGAUAAGAAUUCUUUAAGAAACACAUGGAUUUUUCCUACAGAAGCUUCUACUGUGUAUGAAAAUGUCACUGCCAGUGGUGUACAUUCACCAAAUCCCAAAGCAGAGUACCAGAAACAAAGCAAUAUUGAGAUCAACAUGAAGAAAAUACCAGUGUUUUCAAAAGCCCAAACUAGUACUGACAAUUAUGAAAGCAUAAAUGCUUAUGAUACUAGACUAUUUUUUGUAAAGACAGACUACCAGAACAGCAACAAAACAACACCAAACAGCAAGGUAAGAAACAACUCUGGUCUGCUGCAGUCUGAGAUCACAAAAGCUACACCAGAUUCUCCAGAAAGAAAAGGUGCUAUUUCACAUAACAAACCCAGGCACACUAGAAAAUUUAUGCAGAGAAGGCAAAGCUGUGAAGAACAACUUUGUCUAAAUGGCAACAAAAAUAUACCUAGUGAUGUUGGAGAUUUUACUCCACCCAGUAGCUUCAGAAGAGAUGCAGAUAUUGAGAAGUUAGGCAUCUAUGAAACAAUAGAAAAGUUUCCCACAACAGAGCAUGAUUGUAAAAGGAUAUAUUCAGAUGAAAAAGAUGCUGCAGCUGAUAUAUUUGGUGACAGUUCUUCAGCUGAAGGGACUCCAUUCACAAUGAGUGACUGUAGCUCUUUAGCAGACUUUGAAGUGGAACACCCUGGUGUUAGUGACAAUCUGCCAGUGUGUCAGUCACCUCUAGAAGAAGCCAACACAGACAGUGGAACUGAGAAGUUUGUAACACCACCAGAGUCUCCAAACAAUACUGCUGAACUUCAGCAGACUGCGAAAAAUGAAGAUGAGAACAAUGCCUGUUUUGAAACCACUAUUAAUUAUGGAUCAGACACCACCAUGCAGGGAACAGUAUCCCCUUACACUGAUAAAAGCAGUAGCCAUGUAAGCGUGUCAGAUCCAGAUACAGUUAGUUCUUCAAGUCAAGAAAUUCCAGUUACAUUUGAUUAUUUUACUAAUGCAGAGUCAACAGUAGAAAACUCUAUUUCUGAUUCUCUCCACAAUCGAAGUACAGAUUUUGGUAACAGGGUACUUAAGUUGAAACCUUUUCCCACAUAUGACACAGAGAAAACAUCUGAAGAGGAUGAACUGCAGUUUUCUCUUCUUCUUACCAGAGAACCACAGCACUUCCUCACCUUCAGUCACACAGAACAAAAAGAAAAUGCACCAGCAGGAAGCACAGAUGAGCACACAGCCAGGAACUUCCCUGAAAAGAAUCAUGGUGAGGCAGACAUUAAGGCAGAGUCAACAGAAGAAAACUCUAUUUCUGAUUCUCUCCACAAUCAGAGUACAGAUUUUGGUAACAGGAUAUUUAAGUUGAAAUCUUUUCCCACAUAUGACACAGAAAAAACUUCUGAAGAAGAUGAACUGCAGCUUUCUCUGUUUCCCAGAGAACAACAGCAUUUCCUCAGCUUCAGUCACACAGAACAAAAAGGAAAUGCACCAGCAGGAAGCACAGAUGAGCACACAGCCAGGAACUCCUCUGAAAAGAAUCAUGGUGAAGCAGACAUUACAUUACAAAGAAACAUGAGUACAUCUGAGGACAAUGGCUUUAUUUUUGCUCCCAUUGAUACUGGUUUGAAUGAAGUUGUAAAAAAGCCAUCGCUGCUGCAUUCCAGCCAAGAAUCAUCUCUUCAACUGCUGCCUGAACACACAGCUGAAAAACAUUUAAUGUUUAUUAUACAGGAAGAUGACUUGCUACCACAACAGAAGCAGGCUUGUGCAGAUGAAAUGCAAGGAGAUUCUGAUGAGAAAAAUUCUGAUGGAUUCACAGAAUUGCAGGAAAGCAGCAAUCACAGCCUGCCUGAAGAAAUGCAGUCCUGUCGUCCUACAGCAGUUCUGCUGCAUCUUCAUAGUUCUGGGAAAACACAGUCAGAAUUCACAACAGAUGAUCCCUUCCAACUGGAUCAGAGUGAUGAGGAUGCAUACUCCUUCUCAAUCCCACAAGGUUUCUUCAAUGAAAGCACACCAUACAGCUCAUGUUCCUUCACACAAAAGCCUACAGGAAAUACAAUCUUGGAAAGCACUGAUUCCAGCAAGAUGAAGGAUCACACUACUUUGACAGAACUAGAGAACCAUUCUGCAAUAACUGGAGACCACUUCCAAAAUUCCAGUGAAAAUCUCAGCCAAAAAAGUCGGACAAAUUCGGGACAGGAUCAGUUUUUUGUUAAGAAGAAAAGAGCAUUUGAUGGAUUUGCUAAUAUUUUGCAAAGCAGGAGAACAAACUUCAGUAGCUGA
Messenger RNA from Camarhynchus parvulus, 3744 nucleotides. RefSeq names its product leucine rich repeat containing 66 (gene LRRC66). The record is from RefSeq and is a predicted model, not a curated record. The coding region runs from base 1 to 3744 and encodes 1247 amino acids. Gene Ontology annotation, molecular function: protein binding. Lineage: Eukaryota; Metazoa; Chordata; Aves; Passeriformes; Thraupidae. The transcript has 4 exons.